This is a messenger RNA of Patiria miniata (bat star), 1045 nucleotides long. Its product is annotated as probable protein BRICK1-B. The coding region runs from base 118 to 363 and encodes 81 amino acids. Gene Ontology annotation, molecular function: protein-containing complex binding. The transcript is spliced from 3 exons. The record is from RefSeq and is a predicted model, not a curated record. Gene Ontology annotation, cellular component: SCAR complex. NCBI's taxonomy places the organism in Eukaryota, Metazoa, Echinodermata, Asteroidea, Valvatida, Asterinidae. Gene Ontology annotation, biological process: cell motility; regulation of actin polymerization or depolymerization; actin filament organization.
AGUCUGAAUACAUGGAAUUUUACAACGUGCAGUUGGGAAACAAGGCAAGAUUCUGGAAGCAGGAAGUGAACUCAGUCCGUGGAAUUUCACCUAAAACACAAUCAAAACUUCAUCAAAAUGUCUCGAAUGCGACAUGCACCGGCACCUCAGUCGACAGUCCAGCAACAAAUUCAGGAGGAUUGGGCCAACAGAGAAUACAUCGAAGUCAUCACAACAAACAUCAAGAAAAUUGCUGACUUCCUCAAUUCUUUUGAUACAUCAUGUCGAUCCAGAUUAGCCAUGCUGAAUGAGAAGCUGACAUCUCUCGAGAGACAGAUAGAGUAUCUUGAAGCAAGAGUCACAAAAGGAGAAACACUGACAUGAGGAAGCCAAUGAAGUCUGGAGAUUUAAGCUCACGGUUGUGGAAAUGUACAUAUAUUGUGGUAUUUGUAGUCCGGAAAAUAUCCAGUGAGAGUCCUUAUCUGCUAGACAAACUUUACGUCGGCUUAUCUUUAGUUUCCUUUCAUACAGAUUUACCCAGCUCAAAACUUUCUUUUGCUAAAAGUAGGCUGCUACAAAUAAUGGGGUGUAUAAUAGACCAUGUGUCUAUCGCCGUGGGUUGCCAAACUAUGGAAGGUCCAACACUGCAAAAAUGAAGAAAAGUUAUUGAUUACAAAAAACAUUGACUGUUGAAAAUACAAAAUUAUCAACAAACGCUACAAAAUAAUUCCUGAACAUGCCUUUUUCUUAUGUAAUGAGGGUGUUAUGAGGACUUUUUUGGAAAAAAUAUGUUGCCAACCACAGCUUCAAUUUAUGUGCUUUCGGCAUCCCAUACAAAAUGGCCCUCAAUGUUUACAACAAUAGUCAAGAGCAUUAUGGACCUUUGUUGUGCCUUCUGGGAGCCAGACAAAAUGGCUGCUAGGUUAAAACUUCUUAGCAUAAACAUUCCAGGGGCCAAUUUCCACAGAGCUGCUAGGCACGGAAAAUUGCUGAUCACAGAAAAAAAAAGGUCACUAGAAAUGAGUUGCCAACCAUGUGAUAUGCAGUGUUGUAGUCGAGUACUUUU